Cryptomeria japonica (Japanese cedar) is the source of this 2061-nucleotide messenger RNA. RefSeq lists its product as uncharacterized. The transcript has 2 exons. Lineage: Eukaryota; Viridiplantae; Streptophyta; Pinopsida; Cupressales; Cupressaceae. Bases 155 to 1705 code for a protein of 516 amino acids. The record is from RefSeq and is a predicted model, not a curated record.
GAACUCCUGUAGUCAGCAGCGAAGGAAGAAAUACAGCAAAAUAACUAAAGGACAUUAAAAAUUAAAAAAUAUUUUUCUUAAGGCGGUGUUCUCAUUGGAUGCAGCACUAGAACACAGAGAAAUAGAAAUAGCAUCAAGAAGUUCAGCAGGUAAAAUGAAUAACGCCCAAGAAGAUAAAGAUAAACAGUCUGCAAUGGAGAACAGUGAUUUUAAGGGCAGGAUUGACAAGGUCUUUGGAUCUAUAUUCCAAUUGUCAUCAUCAUCAGACGGUGGGUGGAGAUUAAGUGAUGAGCAGGUGCCAAAAAAGCAAUGGAAGAGAGAUGAGUCUGCAAGUGCAAGGGAAGAUAUGCCAUGUGGGUCUUCCUUUGAUGGCUUCAUGGACAUGGGAGUGCCCAGGGGGAGGACUAAUAAGAAGUCCCAAUGGGAGGGGGAUUAUGAUGAUUCAGAUGAUGAAAGGAAAGCUGAAGAUGGAAGCUCCGGGGGUAAUAAAGCGGAGGAGGAUGAGGUGGAGGAUGAAGCGAGGGGAAUGAGAUUCGUGGUGGGAAUGGAUUCAACCCUUGAUCAAGAGGAUGAGGAAGAUGAAUUUGACAAAGUUGCAGUUGGCAGGGAAGAUGCAGGUGAACGAACUUAUAUGAAAGAGAUUAUGGAUACUGGUCCCAAAAUAAACUCCCAUAAUGCCCUACCAAGCUCGUUGAAUGAAUGGAAAAGCACUGGGAGGGAUCCUCGUGCAAACCAUUAUGCUGCAAGGGCUAGGCUUGAAGAAGAUGAUGAGGAGGCUGCUGCUGCACAUCCUGACUCAGAGAUGGUUGAUAAGCUUAACUUAGGUAACAAGGAAGAGUGUACCAAAUUGAAUGAUGGAAAGGAAAAUAAUGAGCUCAUGCAUUCUAAUAAUGGAAGUGAAAUGGAAAAUGUGACUGUCAGUCUGCCUAUGGAGGAGAUAAAACCUAAAACAUGUCUGAAGUCCAUCAUAAAGGGUAAAAAAAGGCAAACAGAAGUCCAGCAAGACAUGGAAAAAGAAUCUUCACCUUUGGAAGAGGCAGUCAGUGGACUAGGAACAUGUUGUCCAAUGGAUGAUUCUAGCACAGAGAAGCCCAAGAAACGAGUGAGAUUUGACCCUGGAAUUAAUGGUGACCCUGCUGGACAGUUAGAAAAGAAACAUGAUUUGAUCAAGGUUGUGAACUCAAGAAAAAGAUCUUUUGUAAGAGGAGUUGGAUCGUCUAGUUCAUUACAGAUUGGCUAUAAUAGGGUACCUGAUUAUAUUCGGAAUCCCUCUAAAUAUAUACACUAUACAUUAGAUUGGUCAAAUGAGGAUGAUGAGAUGAUAAAUAUGCAAGCUUUUAAUGAAUUCUCUCAGCUUGUGAAGCCAUCUGCAUCUGCACAGCUGGGAGAUUCUGCUGAGCUACCAAAAUCAGUUACUUUCAUUCCCAGAAAAAGGGCAUUGUCCUCUAAUAAAACAAAAGAAGAUUCAAAUACUAGAAACAAUAAUCAGUCUACGGUUGAAGGCUCUAAUGAAAAUUCUAAUCAGCCAGUAAUUUUCCCUUUAGGUAUUGCUGCAGGCCAAUCAACAGAAACUGAAUCACCUACACUUGGCAAUGAUGAAGGUGAAUCUGAGAAAAUUGAUACCAUUAACAAGAAUUCUAGACUAAAUAAAGGAACACGACAAUACAGGUCGAAAACGGAUUCAGAUGAAGAAACAGAGGUUUGAGCAGAGAUUACAGAUGCUAAUUUUGCAGUGCAUAUUCGUUAUAAAGCUGUAUGGUAUUAUUUUUGCGACCAAAAGUGUAAUGCUGCUAUGCAUUUUUAUGGUGUACAGGGUAUCGUAAUUUUUCUGUUUGUUUUGGGAUGUCAUCUUUGAUUUUCUCAUUGUUAAAACCUUGGAAACUGUGGCAUCAUUUUUGUCUUCCAAUGCAGUGGAUUGGUUUCCCUUUUCCACAGUAUGGCCACGCUGUCACAAAUAUGUGCCCAAGUAUAGCAUUGUCUAGAAAUCUAAAAGCAUAAAACAUUAUGUAAUACAUAUGAAAUUAAAAGAAAAGAUACAUUGGGUGAUUGCUGUUUUUUUUU